Molecule: messenger RNA, 3522 nt
Organism: Bactrocera latifrons
Lineage: Eukaryota; Metazoa; Arthropoda; Insecta; Diptera; Tephritidae
Product: UPF0565 protein C2orf69 homolog
Exons: 7
Coding region: 665-2299 (544 amino acids)
Cellular component (GO): mitochondrion
Source: RefSeq, a predicted model, not a curated record
CCUAUAGUAGUGCCAAAAAUUGCUCAUUGAUGGUGUGAAAAAUUUGUUUGUCGCGUUCUGUUUCCAUUCCAUUUUCACUUAUUCACUUGCAUUGCUUCUGUUAGUGCGCACCUCAUUUAUCGUCGAGUGGGUAGUGAAAAGUACAGCGCGCCACCAUUUGUGGUGAUUUCAGUGUAAAAUUUUAUAAUGCACCAAUGUCUGGCAAAAACGUUUAUGUAAAAUUGAUGAACAACAUUUAGGAGUGACAUCGCCUCUCUUAAGGAUUACUGAAGUUAAUCUUAGUCGGUGUAAAUCGUGUUCACCUCCAAAUCUGCUAAUAAUUAGCAUAUGUACUUUGAUAUAUAUUUCUUCGCACAGAUACAUAUGUGUGAAUAUAGAAAAUACUGACUUAUAUUCGCCGUAUUCCAGUGUAAAAAGCAAAAUAGUGAAGAGUGAAAAAGUGUAGAUAUUUUCAAUGUCAUUCAUAUACGCGUAAAAUUAAUUUCAAUUGAAUUUCGGAUGUGUUUUGUAAAAUAACAACUCCAUACUAUUGACUGCGAAACAUACCGACAUUGAUUAUUCAAUAAUCUGAUUUGAAUAUAUUAUAAAGAGUAAAAACAAACCAUUAAGGGCUAAACAGCUGGCUUUGUUGACAAUAGGAUUUCGUUAAUCAUAUAUUUAUAUCAUGGCAAUCAUUGAACAUUUUUUGAAACUACAAAAAAGGGUCACAAACUUCGGGGUAAUGCUAGGCGGCAGUACGGAUCGUCUAUGCACACCGAGCACAUCAGCUGGCCCAUUUCGUAUUUUUGCCGUUACUGGCUUCCAAAACCGGGCAAAUGAUAUUGUAUAUUGUCCACCGAUACGGCCGACAGGCAGCGAGAAUGCUGAAGAUUCAACUGCCGUUGUUUACUUCGGCGGAGACGUACAGGACUUUCCGGAGAGCAUGGAAACGAACCGAGAUAGUCGCGGCUACAUGAAAUACAACUUAGAGAACUCUGCCAUAUUGCUACGUGAGGCUUUUCCGCGCGCACAUAUCAUUGUCAUCCGGCCUGUAAGAAUGGAGUUCAAAACUUUUAGUUGUUUCGACAAUUUUGUACGUGGUAAUAACGCUGGUGUCCCCGACCAUACUCCAAUGAACCACGCUUUACAACAUUUAGAAAAAUUACUUCAAAAUCUUUCUCAACGACUGAUCUCCAUACCCGAAAAUGAGAUAAUGGACCAGGCUGCUCAAGCAGCCGCCGCUGCAGCUGCUGUGGCCGCCGCCGCCGCAUUGGUAUCCUCUACGCUCUCCACAGCAUCGACUGACACGUCCGCCUCCUCAUCAGCAUUGAAUGAUAAUAAUCAAGACAUGGACAUAGAUAUAUUACAAGUUCAGGAGAAUGUAACAGUUGAUGCAGAUGGGGCAGUAAUAUUUCCAAAUGCCACCGGUGCUGGUACUGGUGGUGGAGCUAGUAGCGGAGGAGGUGUUACAGCAUCGACAAAUAAUGCCGCUAACAGUAACAUAGCGACAACGACCGCAACUCCACAUAGCACUCAAAAGGCUCCUUUACAAUCUACCGCCCAUCAAGCACAAACAAAUAACGCACAUUUCAAUAAUAUUGGUGGUGGUAGUAGCAACAGUAACGAGUGUGUAGCACAAGCACAACAACUCACCCGUCAAAAUAGCAAUCCUUUAUGGUGGAGAGAGAAUUUGAAUUUAGACAAAGCGAAACUGGUUCUAAUCGGCUUCAGCAAAGGAUGUGUGGUCCUCAAUCAAUUCAUUUAUGAAUUUCACUACUUAAAAACUCUAACACCAGAUGAUAGUACAAUGAUACGUUUGCUAUCGCGCAUCAAAGAUAUGUAUUGGCUGGAUGGUGGGCACGGUGGCCAAAAGAACACAUGGAUUACGUCCAGAAGCCUGCUGGAAACGCUAACAAGAAUGGGCAUGAAUAUUCAUGUACAUUUGACACCGUAUCAAGUGCAGGAUGAUCGUCGGCCGUGGAUACGAAAGGAGGAGAAAAUUUUCACAGACAUGCUACGACGCUUAGGGGCACCGAUCACGCGUCAUCUACACUAUGAUAGUCAAACAGCGAAUUUAAUGACACAUUUUGAAGUGUUACAGGCUUUUUGCCAGCACAUACAUACGCUAAAUCAGCAACAACAAUUACAACAACAGCAAACAGCACAGCAGCAGCAACAACAAGCGUCGGCUCUGCAGCCGCUGCAGCAAUCUUCAAGUAACAUUCAAAUUAAUGAACAAUUACAACAACAACAACAAACGCAGCUUAACAAUACAAAUCGUUCAGAGUUGGGCAAGGCAAGCAAUAGUGGAGCGAAGUGACACCAUCGCCGUCGCAAUGUUGGCCGUUUACAUUUGCGUAGAGUAGCAGCAGCGGCAGCAGCAGCACCGACCAGCAGCACAUCGGCAACGACGUCAAAGAAAGUAAUGCAUGUAUCGCCACAACCACAACAGCCAUUACUGCAGCAGCAGCAACAUCAGCAUCCUCAACAACAUCAACCUGUAGUCGCUACACCAUCAAAUUUCACAUUUCUCGACAUAGCAACCACAUCAAUUGUAAAUAAUUAUACGCGACAUUUUCCACAAAACACAAGCAUACCAGCUACAGCUACAGCUACAGCCACAACAGCAGCUAUACAUAACCGUCAACGCCAAAAAGCGCCAAAUUUGCAGAGAGUUCGACCAAGACACAAUCAACGUCAGCACCAACACAGAGGUCAACCAACUAAAAUUCACCAUUAUUCGCGUGCAAAAGGUAGACUUCUGCAUCACCAGACUUGUCGUUAAAUGCAACGGGCACUAAGGAAUCAUACAAAUAUAUGCGUAAACAUAAUUAUAUAUAUUUGUGCACAUACGCAAUUACCAGUCCUUCGUGCUCUGCAAAAUUAUUAUUUAUCAAUUAGUUUUGUGUUGUAAUUUAGUAUGUUAAGAAAAGUUUAUUUCAAUGGCGAUUCAUAUAAUCUAAAAGCAUAAUAAUACAACAAAUUCGAAUUAAAUUUUAAUUGUAAUUUAUAAUUGGCAGACAUUCGGUCUUAAAGAAUGAAUGUGUAUGUAUAAAGUAUGUCAACCGAAUAGUUUAACUUGGCUUGUAUUCACUGUUAGACAUAAGUGCUAUGAACACAUUCAUAAACAAUUUAAAUGUUGUACAAUUCUUUCUCCCACUGAGACCAAUGACCUUGCCGUGGAGAAAGGACCAGAAUAUGGUUUAAGUGGAUUUUUAAUGUUAGGCUACAUUUAAUUUAAGUAUUGCUAUCAAAGAGAAUUUGGUGCACUAAAUUUAAGCGUUAGCUCUAUUCUAGGUAGAUUGCUAUGUAUAUUUAAUUCAAUCCAUACAUUUUUAUAAUUUUUGAUAAAUCUGUCACAGAUCAAGUUUUUUAUACACAUUAAUCACCAUUAACCAGUGCAAUUUCUUUAGACAUUUACAUUUAUAUUUGUUUUAAUUUUCUAUUAUUUAUUCACCUCUUAUUUAGAAUGCAUUCUUUUAAGAUAAUUUACUUAUAUUCUACAAAUUCGCAAACAAAAACUGCUUUUUGCUAAAAAAGAAA